AUGGAUUCGACAUCGAAACAGUUAGAGGUUAAACUAAGAAGGGCUAUCCAGAAAAAUAAUGAUGAUAGCCUGAAAACAAUUCUUAAAGGAAUGGCUGAAUGUCCGAGUGACGCAUUACUUUGGAUUGACAGUAAUUGCGAAUUAAGUAAAGGAUCGUUGAAGCUGUUGAUUCGCAAAGGCGCAGACGUGAAUGCUACUGACGGUUUUCACAGGACUCCGUUGAUUUUAGGUAUAGAGAAGGAGAAUGGUGAUUACGUAAAUGUACUACUAAAACAUGGUGCAGAUAUCAACAUAGCUGAUAAUCAUGGGAACACUGCUUUGAUAGUAGCUGCACAAGGGAACGGGUGCGAUGAAGAGUUUAUGAGCUUGCUUGUGAAUCGAGGUGCAGAUGUAAAUGCUACUGACUGCAAUGGACAGACUGCCCUGAUGCAUGUUAUAUCAAAUGAAGAUUGCAAUGACAUGGAGGAGGUUGUAAAAAUAUUGCUUAGUGAAGGUGACGUCAAUGCAAGGGACAAUGAUGGGAAGACGGCCUUAUUACACGCAAUAUCAGUGGAAGACCCAGACUCAGAGCUUCUGGAGUUCCUUUUCAAAAGUGGUGCAGACGUUAAUGCAUGCGACAAAAAUGGGAAAACAGCACUCUUAUAUGCAACCUCCAGGGAGGAUCUGUCAAAUAACUUAAUUGAAAUGCUCUGUGAGCGAGGUGCAGACGUAAACGCCUGUGACAGUAAUGGGCUGACUGCCUUAUUGCAUACACUCUCACACGAAGAGCUUGAUGUAGAUUGUAUCCGUACCUUAGUCCAUCAAGGAGCAGAUAUCAAUGCCUUUGAUGACACCGGAAAGUCCACUCUGCUAUAUACAAUUUCCAGGGACAUAGAACUUGCGACACAUUUAAUCGACCAAGGUGCAGAUGUCAAUAUCCGGGACAGUGAUGGCAAAACUGCGUUGAUGCAUGCUCUCUCAAGCAAGGAUAUUGAUAUGGAAUGUAUACGCAUGCUGUUACAUCAAGGUGCAGAUGUCAAUGUUGCGGAUGACGAGGGAAAAACAGCCUUACUGUAUGCUUCCUCAAGAACAUUCCUCGAUAUGGAAGUGAUAAGUUUACUUAUAGAUAGUGGCGCAGAUGUCCAGCGUUGCGAUGAACAUAGAAAAUCUGUUUUAAUGAACGUCGUAUCCGGGGGAAAACGGGGAAAGUAUCAAGAAGAAUGUAUUGGCCUAUGCAUCGCGUACGGUGCACCUGUUAACGUGGCUGAUGCCAGUGGAAUGACUGCCGCGAUGUAUGCAGUAAUAGGAGAGAGGGGAAAUUCAAGACAUCUCAGUCUUCUUCUCGAUAACGGUGCAGACGUCAAUGCCGCAAACCAAAACGGGCAAACAAUGUUGAUUCAAGCCAUAUCAGGAACUGAAAAGCAAAAAGAAUGUACUUCUCUUCUCAUAGCAUUUGGUGCUGAUGUUAAUGCCAGGGAUAACGUUGGGAGAACUGCACUGAUGUAUGCUGUAGCUGGCAAUGCUGGAAACACUAAGUAUGUCGAUCUUUUAAUGAAAAACGAAGCGGAUGUUAAUGCAAAAGAUGAAAAUGGAAGGACCGUUUUGAUGUAUGCCGUAUCUGGAGAUCAAACAGAGACAUCUUCGAGGACGGUAGAUAUUGCAGACACGGAUAAUGGCAAUGACAAUAAUUUUAGCCUAAAAUGUGCAAAUCUUCUCAUAGAUAAUCAUGCCGGUGUGAAUACCAGAGCAAAGAAUGGGAACACGGCAUUGAUAUAUGCUAUAAAGGAGGAAGACCUGGAAUGUAUUAGACUUUUAGUAGCGUAUGGAGCAGAUGUUAAUGCAUGUGAUGAAGCUGGCAAAUCAACUCUGCUUCUUGCUUUAGAGGGAAAGAUACGUCCAAAAGAAAUGGCAACUGUGUUAAUUGACCUCGGCGCAGAUGUUAAUACAAUUGAUCCCAUAGGAAAAACAGCGUUGAUGUAUGCUGUUGAAAGUUUAUCAGAAGAGGAUUUAGACUUGGAGUUUGCGAGCCUUCUUUUGGACCGUGGCGCCAACGUCAAUUCUGAAGACCUUACUGGGAAGACUGCACUGCUAUACGCCCUAUCAAGGAACGAUAUUGGGACGCAAUUUGCAAGGCUCCUUGUGUUGAUGUUCGGUGCGAAUAUAAAUGUCAAGGACAACACUGGGAGAACUGCAUUGAUGUACCCUAAAGCGGAAAAAGAAGGAACAGAGUUUACUAAACUCUUGAUCAAACGGGGAGCCGAAAUCAAUGUUGCUGACAAGCAUGGAAAGAAUGCCUUGAUAUAUGCCGCUAUGUCCAGAAAGAGGUACAUACUUGAAGCUCUUCUCGAUCACGGCCUGGAUGCAAAUAUAAGGGACAAUGAAGGAAAGAGUGCGUUGAUUUAUGCUGUUUCAGGAGACAACCUUGACAAAAGAUCAAGACUAACCAGAGUUAUGUCAGUAAAUGACAGUAAAGAUGACAAAGCUGCAAAUGGCAACAAGGACAGAUCGGAAGACGAAGAAAAUGAAAAUUCUGAUGAAAGCGAUGCCACAAGUAAAGAAAGUGAGGAUGAAGAUGAUGAAGACGACGACGACGACGACAGCGACAGUGAUUUUGGUGAUUUAGAUCAGAACUUAUCUGAUUCUGCGGAGGAUACUAGUGCCGACCGUGCAGAAUGCGCCGUUCUCCUUAUCACAUACAAUGCACAUGUCAACAUAAGCGACAAAUACGGAAAGACGGCGCUGAUGUAUGCUGUAUCCGGUGAAAACAUUGCUUUUUCUAUGGAUGACAUAGACAAUGAGCCCAAAUCUACCGCUAGUAUUUUGGUUCAUCAUGGCGCAGACAUCAAUGCUAGGGACGAGACUGGUAAAACGGCAAUAAUACAUGCUGCGAGAUGGAACAACUUACCAUGUGUGCUUUAUUUUGCGAUGUACGGAGCAGAUGUGAAUGCUGUUGACAAUUCGGGUAGGACAGUGCUCAGCUAUACGCAAGGGUUCACCAGAGGCCUACGAUUCAUGUAUUGCUAUCUGACCGCAAUGGGAGCCGAGGACGCCGACUACAAACAGUUGAUGCAGCUGAACCCAAACGCAACCGCCUUUCAGCAAGAACAAGCGAAACAAAAGCUCAAGGCCUGGAAAAUGAAAACAAAGCUAAGUCUGCAAAGCCAAGCAAGAACAUCAAUUUUCCAGUUUACCGUAUCGAACAAGCAGAGUUAUUUUCAGUAUGUGGAACAUAUUACGGAUAACAUGCCCGAUCAUUACGAAAUGUGCUGUACCGAUGAUCAGAUAGAGGAGCUCGUCAGCGUGCUGUCUUUUCUGAAGGAUUACGAAAAUAUCAACAAAAUAAUACAACCUCUGCGCAACAGCAACAAAUCGGAGACUGCCCUUAAUGUAAAUCAAAACGAAGUGAAACUGGCUGAUAUCCUCAAACACAGAAUUGGAAAGCAGUUCAAAAAGGGAAGAAAGGUCAAACAAGAUGAGAAGAUUUAUUCAAAGAGUUCAAUCCACAAAUCCAAUGUACAGUAUGAAAGGAUGGGGAUUGCAGUAAUGCGGCCAUUCAUUGACUUUACCAAAUGUGUAGGGCAAGGGGGCUUCGGUAAAGUGUACAGAGGGAAGAGUCGAUAUCGGAAUGUUCAGGUAGUCGUAAAGAUAUCUCAGGAGGUCGCAUUGGGUACCUCCAGAUCGACCACAUAUACAGCUUCACAAUUCAAAAGGGAAUUGUUGACUGCUCCAAUCAAGAAUCCGUUUAUCGUACCAAUAUUUGCAGUAACAGAGGAAGUUGGGAAACCGUAUCACAUCAUGUAUCCCUACAUGGAGGGGACUGACUUGGAGAAGAGAUUGUUCAAAUGCCAAACUGGGAAAGAGUUAACAUGGAGACAGAGAGUGCAGAUUGCAUGCCAUGUAUCACAAGGUCUUUUAGCUUACCACAAAAUAGUUCCUGGGGUCAGAAACAAGCCGAUCCUCCAUAGAGAUAUCAAGCCUGGGAAUAUUCUUCUCGACAAAAACGACAAUGCAUGCCUCUCAGAUCCUAGUUUGGCAAAGGAGAUGGAUGCCAAGAAAACCCACGUGUCUGGGGUUGUAAUAAGUGGGACUAAUGGAUACAUCGAUCCAGACAUAUACGAGCGUUACCUAAAGGAGAAACAAAAGUAUACCUUCUAUGCAAGGAACGACGUGUACAGUUUUGGUAUAGUGAUGCUGCAAAUGUUGAUGCAGAUGGGUCCUCUGAUAGACGAUGGUGGUCAGCAGCCUCUUGUGACGUACUUGGAAACCCAAAACAUUUUGGACUUUAAUCCAAAUGUAUCGCUGAACAAUAAUGUUUCCUCACUGUCUGAGCAGGCAGCCAAUAUGUGGCCAAGAGGAGAUGAUGGCGAUGCUGUUUAUACGAGAAAUUUUUGUGAAAUCAUAUUGCAAGCUUUUCAUAGCGAUACAGAAAAGAGGAUUCCACUCGAUAAAAUUUGCAAAGAGCUAAAGGAGUUGUGCAAGAAUAUAGGUCAAGCGCGAUUUAACUUUCACAUUGACGAUUUGAAAGUGUGCGUUGGUUGCAAGGUCAACACGAUAGCAAAGGGUUUGAGCUUGCGUUCUCCAAGAUGCAAAACGCCUUCAGCACCCUGUUGUUUCUACUGCAAAGAGUGCUAUCUAUUGGCGUACAGAAACCCCCUCGUGUGCCCAAUGCAUGGUCCAGCAGAGCCACCUAUAGGACAUGGAAACACUUAUGCAGUGGUGGUUGCUGGCUACCACACAGACGCCAAAGGGGACGUUGUGCCAGGUGGUGACACAGUGUUUGCAAGAGACGCUAUAGGAAUAUCAAAUGCAUUGAAAGAUAGUAGGAUGAUCGGCGGUUUAAGGGAAGGUGUACAUCUCUUCACUUUCACCCCAGCAAAAGGUAACUGCACUUCAAAAGCAAUUCUUCAUCGAAUCAAAGAAUUAGGAGCCAAGAUAGCAACGUUACCGGAUGCUACAUUUAUAUUCUAUUAUUCUGGCCAUUGCAACGGGGACGAUCUCUUCCUCAAAAAUGGCGAAUCUAUUGAAAAGGAUGACUUACGCUCUCGGUUUGAAAACAUGAAGAAGGCAGUAGAAGUAUUGGUGAUAAUGGACUGUUGUUUCGCUGCUUCAUUUGACACUUUGACUCGAUCUAGCAGCCACCCCCAAAGAAAUAUUGACAAAAUUCCCCAAUCCCCAGUUCCAGUUGUCGUGAACACUGGCUUAUCUAUACCGAUAGCUAACUCAAGCAACAUUGACUUCGAAAGUUCGACUUACAAAGCACGCGCAACACCUGCCUCUACGACGCAAGCCAACACUUUUGUUCAACAGGAAACUUUAAGUCAAGGUCAUAGUUCCUCUGUGGAAGUCACACAAGACCAACACGAAAGCUACGCCAGUGAUCAAUUCCAAUCAGAUAGCUCUAGAUUCUGUCAAAUGCAGUGGUCCGCCUCAUCACCGGACCAAACAUCGUCUGGCCCAAGGAAAAACAAUACAGAAUACAGUCUUUUUACCAAAUACUUGAUAGCUGGGUUACACAGUGGGUCAAAGUGCGCCUUUCAAACCACCACAGAGCAUGCAAAUGCAGAAUGCCAUAUAUGCGAAAAGUUUCGCAAAUUAUCUGCCGUAGAAGAAUGUGUUACACUUCCAAACUUGCAAGAUUACGUGUCCAAACAUAUGGAACUUGAGAUAGAUGAAAGAGGUUUGCCUAACACCCAACAGCCACAAAUUGAUGGAUCGAUGAGAGGGGUGUUUAAGAUGGCAUACUACAACAGUGAGCCCUUGAAUGAUGAAUACCCAUGCUACUAUGGCGAAACGUUCAUUGGUACGGCUAGAAUCCCAAGAACACCCGAUGAUUUUGGUCUACUCAAACACGAAUUAUGGAGCAGUUUAAAUGGAAUUCUUCCUUGUUGUGUGGAAUCUGACGAUUUGGUGAUUUCAUCAAACAAAAUGCCUAUAUGUAACUCGAAAGAUGUUCAACAAUGCAAAGCCAGAGGACGGGCCAUAGAGCUUUGCAUAUACAACGAGUUGAAGCAAUUGACUACCCGUCAUGCGGUAUUUUACAUGGAGAAGUCGUCCGAUAUUGUGCUAGAAGGCAUUGAUGACUGGAUGAUGUUCGUGAACGAACGAAACCACACAGAAAACUUACUUCCUGGAGUAACAAUGCGGAAGGUUCAAAGUGAACAUCAUGUCAAUGAAAUGGUGGGAUGGUUUCAACUGUCUGUUCCCAGAAGCAUCAGUAUAGACUUCACCUCAGAUGAGUGGUCUGAACUUGGUAAACGUGGAUGCAAUGAAUUGCAGGAUUUGAUCUGGGCAUGCAAACAGACACAUUCUGCACUUAACAUUCAAGUGUUCACUGAUGGUUUCAUUAAAUUUAAAUUGAAAGAUUGAGUCGCAAACGGAUUCCAAGAAAAUGAAAAGUACAUUCAUUGAUUAAUUAGCAAAUAUGAAAAAUGCUCAACAGAAGACAUUAUUUUGCCUGCUGAAAUAUCAUUAAGAGGAAUCGUUUAUCCUGAAUCUAUUCCUCAAAAUGCAAUAGCUAUUAUAUUUACAAUUUAUCUUUACACUUCUCGGGUCCAUUGCGAAGGCAACGAAGAAAAUGAUGUCAUACAAUCCAACAAUUUUAUAUAGUAAUAAUCAUUACUCUAUGAUAGUGUUCUCCACGAGAAUAUUUUCAUCAAGUAUGUGCAGAAAAUUCUCAUUUUCAUAAAUCUAAAUACUUCAAGAAUUUUUCUCAUUUUCGAGAAAGCACAAAUAAUUUUUAAGUGUCUAGCUUUUGUUUUCUAAAUCGUUCCAACUUGCUUUAAUGCUAAGGAAAACAUUUUGAGACGCUGCUUCACUUUCAAAUA
Messenger RNA from Owenia fusiformis, 6803 nucleotides. The record is from the annotation of a GenBank genome assembly. NCBI's taxonomy places the organism in Eukaryota, Metazoa, Annelida, Polychaeta, Sabellida, Oweniidae.